GUUUCCAUCUGUCUAAUCACGUGGUAUUUACCGGCAUAUUGCAGUUGACAUCUCUCCAGUAAAUGGUAAACAUCAAGAUGAAAAUUCUGUGUUUUUUUGCCGUUCUCGGCUUUGCAUUUGCCGAACCAACAACUUAUUUUGAAGAGAAAUUUGAUGAAGGAUGGGAAGGCCGAUGGGUAGAGUCUACACACAAAGGCAGUGAAGCUGGAAAAUUUGUGUUGUCAGCUGGCAAAUUUUAUGGAGAUGCAGAAAAAGAUAAAGGUAUACAGACCAGCCAGGAUGCAAAGUUUUAUGCUUUGUCUGCAAAGUUUGACAAGUUUAGCAAUAAAGACAAAACCCUCGUCAUUCAGUUCACUGUAAAACAUGAGCAGAACAUUGACUGUGGUGGUGGAUAUGUCAAAGUUUUCCCAAGUGAUUUGGACCAGAAAGAUAUGCACGGAGACUCUCCAUACAAUAUUAUGUUUGGUCCAGACAUUUGUGGACCAGGUACCAAAAAGGUUCAUGUUAUCUUCAACUAUAAAGGAAAGAACCUUCUCACUAAGAAAGACAUCAGGUGCAAGGAUGAUGUAUUCACCCACUUGUACACAUUGAUUGUGAACCCAGACAACACAUACGAGGUCAAGAUCGAUAAUAAGAAAGUCGAGAGCGGCUCACUAGAGGACGACUGGGAUUUUCUCCCUCCCAAAAAGAUCAAGGAUCCUGAGGCUAAGAAACCAGAAGACUGGGAUGAUCGUGAGAAGAUCGAUGAUCCUGAAGACAGCAAACCAGAAGACUGGGAGAAGCCAGAGCACAUUCCCGACCCAGAUGCCAAGAAACCUGAUGACUGGGAUGAUGAAAUGGACGGAGAGUGGGAACCACCAAUGAUUGAUAACCCAGAAUACAAGGGUGAAUGGAAGCCAAAACAGAUUGAUAACCCAGCAUACAAAGGAAAAUGGAUUCACCCAGAAAUUGAUAACCCAGAAUAUGCAGCAGAUGAUGCAUUAUACAAAUAUGAUGAUAUUGGUGUUAUUGGUUUUGAUUUAUGGCAGGUCAAAUCUGGAACUAUUUUUGACAACGUCCUCAUCACAGAUGAUGCAGCUUAUGCAGAAAAAGUUGGCGAAGAGACAUGGGGUCAGACAAAAGAUGCUGAGAAAAAGAUGAAGGAUGAGCAAGAUGAAGAGGAAAAGAAACAGAGAGAUGAAGAAGAAGCAAAGAGAAAGGAAGAAGAAGGUGACAAAGAUGAUGAGGGAGAUGAAGAAGAGGAGGAGGAGGAGGAGGAGGAAGGACUCCAUGACGAGUUGUAACCACGCCCAUCAUUUUUAGACCAUGUCCAUCAUAGAAGCCAUUAUCCAGUCAUUGCUCACCACCCAUCUAUCAAAACUAAUCACAUGUGAGAGCGUGUAUUGAUUUGAUUGAAGCAUUUACUCAUGACAUUGUUUAAACCAUUCUUGCAUUCUCCGUUAAUAUUAGAGAAGUGCAUUUACAUUAAAAUUCUAAAACACUUACAAAGAAAUUAUAAGGAUGGUGUAUACUUGUAAAUCCAAAGUUGACUCGAUGUCUUACAUAAAGAAGAAUAUCUGAAGACACUUUAGAAACAUAUAACUUGGUCCUAAUAUUUUUUAGGAAUAUGUUAGAUAUGACAUUAAUUUGAAAAAUAGAUAUUUUCACUUGGAUAGUGAAUACCAUGUUUGGAUUUGUUUUUACUGUGAUAGUACAUCAGAAAUGUAGAACUCGCCAUAUUCUCGGGAAUUCUGUUCAAACAUAAACCAAAAAGUAUCCUGUAUGCUUGUGAAUACAAUGUACAUUUGUGUAUAUUUAUGUUUUGUACAGUUGUUAUGGAUGGAUUAGGGACUAAUUAAGUUAAAAUUAUGUUUAAUUGUUGUCAUGGUGACAACAAGCAAUGUUCAUGAUCAGUUCUGUUGCUCAAAAUGGCAUAGGUAAUGUUUAGUAAUAUUUUAUUUGAAUUUGUUAGUGAUAUUGUUCAUAUGGCAUCUUCAUGUGUAAAUGAAGUUUGAAUUUGUUAUGAAUGUGUUUUAUGUUGUUGCUUGUAGUUUUGUGUAAACAAAGGACUGAUCUGAAUAUUGCCAAAUGUUUUAACAAGUGUUUAUGCCGUUUAAGGGAUAUUGUUGGUAUUAUAACUUGAAUGGUAUAAAAGUUUUAUAUAAAA
Molecule: messenger RNA, 2146 nt
Organism: Mercenaria mercenaria
Lineage: Eukaryota; Metazoa; Mollusca; Bivalvia; Venerida; Veneridae
Product: calreticulin-like
Exons: 8
Coding region: 63-1283 (406 amino acids)
Biological process (GO): protein folding
Cellular component (GO): endoplasmic reticulum membrane; endoplasmic reticulum
Molecular function (GO): calcium ion binding
Source: RefSeq, a predicted model, not a curated record